This is a messenger RNA of Sinocyclocheilus anshuiensis, 2277 nucleotides long. It is a transcript of the gene gdf9, whose product is annotated as growth differentiation factor 9. Lineage: Eukaryota; Metazoa; Chordata; Actinopteri; Cypriniformes; Cyprinidae. Bases 310 to 1581 code for a protein of 423 amino acids. The record is from RefSeq and is a predicted model, not a curated record. Gene Ontology annotation, molecular function: growth factor activity; cytokine activity. The transcript is spliced from 2 exons. Gene Ontology annotation, cellular component: extracellular region.
UUUCUUCUGUUAACCAAUUUCACUCUUUUGGCAAUAAAAUCCAAACCAUAUCUUGAGCUUGAAUUACGCAGAGCCGCUCAAACUCGUCGACAGCGGACCUAAAAGAAAUGUCGCGUUGUUUGAGACGCGUAAAAUCUAAAUCUGUGAAAUCGUACUAGGUAUAUUAACAUUGUGUGGAUAUCUACACCGGCUUUUCUGCCAAAAAAAAAUAAAGGGUCGCCCUGAUUGCGCACACCUGUCUGGCAGGUAAGGCCGACGGAAGCGCGGUUUGGCUGCAGACUCUGAAGUCUUCUCCGGACUGUAUGUAUUAUGGCGACGCCGCUUUUUAAACCUGGUGCGCGUUGUUCUUUUAUGGUUCUCGCGAUUAUCGGCCUGUCAUUUACAUCAUGCUACAACUUUGAAAACGAGUCUGUCGAACCCGACUUGUCCCUUCACCAUGGCAAUAUCCUGAGCCCUUUGCUGAAGGCUUUGUCAGAGCAGAACCCAUGGGGAGAUUUCACACCACGAGCCAAACCCGACUCCAGAUAUGUGCGUUACAUGAAGAGACUGUACAAACUAUCAUCCAAACCGGACAGGAGUCACGAAGCCUCUCACCUGUACAACACUGCCCGUCUGAUCACGCCUCGAGAGGAGUGUCUCGAGCAAAACCGAGAGUUCUUCAUGCAGGAUAUUUCCUACAGUCUGAAUCGAGUGAGGUCUCAGGAGCAGCUGCUGAAGUCGGUCCUGCUUUACUCUUUCGACCACAACCACAUCGCCCCCUUCACGUCGCUCUGCUAUCUCGACGUGAAAGAACAGAAGCCCUCGAAGGACCAGAUGUGUUCUCCGCACUUCGGCACGCAGCAGUCGGUCCCGCUUCUCAGCUUCCGCGUCCACACCGAGAGAAGGGUCCUUCGCCGCUGGGUGGAGGUCGACGUGACCUCCUUCCUCCAUCCUCUCAUUCAAGCCCAUAAGCAAGACAUCCAUCUGCUGAUCAACCUGACCUGCGUUGAAGACAUGAUCCCCAGACCCGGAGGCCAGGUUCACAAGAGCCCAGUGGAGUUAACUCACAGAUCUCCGUCUCUUCUCCUGUACCUUAAUGACACCAGCGAGGUUGCGUACCAGAGAAGAGCCUCACGAGGUAGGAUUGUAGACCUGACAUCAAACCACUGGGAUGGAAAGUCCACAUGGUGGGAUUCGAUUUCACGAAAGAGACGAGGCACUCUAAAGAGCACCAGUUUGCCGGAAACCAGCGCGCCCAAACUCGUCCCCAUGUACGACUUCCCCACAGACGACUGUGACCUGUAUGAUUUCAAAGUGAGCUUCAGUCAGCUCAAACUGGACCAUUGGAUCAUAGCGCCUCACAAAUACAACCCGAGGUACUGUAAGGGAUCUUGUCCGAGGGCUGUGGGAUAUAUUUAUGGGUCUCCUGUGCACACGAUGGUUCAGAACAUAAUUUACGAGAAGCUAGACUCUUCUGUGCCUAGACCUUCAUGUGUGCCUUCAGAAUAUAAUCCGUUAAGUGUUUUGACCAUUGAGAACGACGGCUCCAUUGCCUACAAGGAGUACGAGGAGAUGAUUGCUAUCAGAUGCACCUGUCGAUAAGAUUCAUUCAGCUGUUGAAUUUUUUUGUGAUGCAUUGCUUUGUAAAACACUGACCUAUUUUUCUGCACUGGCCAUUCUUAUAAUGAAGAUGCUUAAUGACUUGACCACAUGUAUCAGAUAAUUUGCGGCAAUGUUUUGCUUAGCAUUACCUUUUUAUCUGAUUCAUUAAUGCUUAGAAUAUUCAAAUCAAUUAUGCAAUUGAAUUAUUUUGGUGUUUUCUUAGACACGUUUUUUUUUUCUGUAUAUAUGGGGGUAUUUAAUUGGCUUAAAGGAUAUCUUUCUUCUUUAAUGAGCAGUUGUGUUAUUUUAAGUUCGGUUCUUUCAGUUGGUGGUCUUGUCUCGCACUUUCUAUUCCUUAAACAUAAAUGACAGAAUUUUAAAUCUUCUAGUUCUGGACAGAAUAUAUAAAAAAAGUGUACUUCUAUUGUGUUAUCAGAACACUUUUACAUUGUAUUUUAAAACCAGGGAAUUGCUGACGGUUGUCUCAUGGGCAACCUCUCUCUUCUUGAUGUCCAGAAAAUAAUUUGCCUUAAUUGUGGGCAACUUGAUAUUGUGUGUAUUAAGAACGUAAUAGAUGAGAAUGUGUGUCACAUGACUAUUUAUAUAAUUUAUGUCUGUGUAAAUUAGUCGGGCUGGCUUUGGUUUCACAAAAGAAAAAAAAAAUCCCAAAUGAAAAUGUAAAAUAAAAACACAAAU